Mesorhabditis belari is the source of this 1206-nucleotide messenger RNA. The record is from the annotation of a GenBank genome assembly. Lineage: Eukaryota; Metazoa; Nematoda; Chromadorea; Rhabditida; Rhabditidae.
AUGUCCUCUAAAAAGAAGGCACCGCAAACGAAAAUCAAGAAGGGAAAGAUUUUGGUGCCGAAAUGGAAGCUAUUUCGUGCGAAGGAGCCCAUGUUGUCGGUUUUUAUGUGGGGGAUUAAUCAUUCGAUCGGUGAGCUGAUGCACGUGCCUCCACCAACAUUGCUUAUGCCGGAUGAUUUCAAGGCUUACGCAAAGAUCAAGGUUGAUAAUCAUGCCUUCAAUAAAGACAAUAUGCCCUCACACUUCAAGGUGAAAGAAUAUUGCCCAAAUGUUUUCCGUCAUCUUCGAGAGCAAUUUUGUGUGGAUCAAUAUGAUUAUCUUCGCUCGCUUACCUCAAUUGAACCGGAUCCUGAUCCUGAUCAAGUUGACCGGGCCGGUGGCAGCUCCCGCUUCUUUGUUUCUUACGAUAAGAAAUUCGUUAUCAAGUCAAUGGAUUCAGAAGCAGUUGCAGAACUGCAUUCGGUGAUGAAAGAAUAUCACGAGUAUGUUGUGGAAAAACAUGGAAAGACUUUGCUACCACAGUAUCUUGGGUUGUAUCGACUGACUGUUGAUGGCAAUGAAACGUAUCUUAUUGUGAUGCGAAAUGUGUUCGGCCGCAAAUACAAUGUACAUCGAAAAUACGACUUAAAAGGCUCUACGAUUUCGCGGGCAGCUUCAGAAAAAGAGAAGGCAAAGGAACUACCCACAUUGAAAGAUAACGACUUCUUGGAAUCAAAUGUAAAAUUGCGUGUUCCUGAGGAAGUACGCCAUCAGCUUCUUUCUAUGCUGGAAGCAGAUACGGCCUGGUUGGCUAAGCAACAUUUGAUGGAUUAUUCACUUUUAUUAGGUAUUCAUGACGUAGAACGCGCAGUGGCUGAAAAUGCUGUUCGUCCAGUAGAACACAGCGAAGAAAGUGGUGAUGAGUUAGCCCCCACUCCACCGGAUUCACCGAUUCCUUCUACUGGUGCUUUUCCUUCACAAGAAGGUGGUCCCGAUCUGGAUGAUGAAUAUUAUGCAAUCGCAUCGUCCGCUGCAAGUAACGAAAGACUCAUCUACUUCAUUGGCCUUGUCGACAUUCUAACAUAUUAUGGUGUCAAGAAGAGAACUGCUACGGCUGCUAAAACUGUCAAAUAUGGAAGCGAUGCUGAAAACAUCAGCACUGUAAAACCCGACCAGUAUGCUCGACGAUUGGUAGAGUUCGUUUCGAAAGCGCUUCUGUCUCAAACA